GGGUGUUUUAUCGAGGGCGGAGGGGGGUGGGGGGAUACAGGGUUGAGGACUAUGGUGUCCUGCAGGGCCCCUCUUCUUUCUGGUGCCCCCCAAGUGGGGGGAGAAUCUGGCUUUUGCAUGUCUUCGGGAGAGAGAUCUAUAGUGUCCUUUGAGGAGGUAUCCGUGUUCUUCACAGAGCAGGAAUGGGCUCUUCUGGAUCCAGGGCAAAGAAAACUCUUUUGGGAAGUAACAGAGGAAAAUUACGAGACCACAACCUCUCUGGGUGCAGAAGGAAAAAUAUGGAAUGUGGAAUUCCACAGGGCCUCUCUUCUUUCUUCUUUCCCACAGCUGGAGGAAGAAUUUGGCUUUUGUACCUCUGCAGGAAAGAGAUCCUCAGUGUCCUUUUGUGAGGAGGUUAUGGUUGUGAUCUUUACAGAGGAAGAAGAAUGGAGCUCUCUCUAG
Molecule: messenger RNA, 441 nt
Organism: Sphaerodactylus townsendi
Lineage: Eukaryota; Metazoa; Chordata; Lepidosauria; Squamata; Sphaerodactylidae
Product: zinc finger protein 560-like
Exons: 4
Coding region: 52-441 (129 amino acids)
Biological process (GO): regulation of DNA-templated transcription
Source: RefSeq, a predicted model, not a curated record